Erigeron canadensis is the source of this 1074-nucleotide messenger RNA. RefSeq names its product flavanone 3-dioxygenase 3-like. Lineage: Eukaryota; Viridiplantae; Streptophyta; Magnoliopsida; Asterales; Asteraceae. Bases 1 to 1074 code for a protein of 357 amino acids. The transcript has 3 exons. The record is from RefSeq and is a predicted model, not a curated record.
AUGGAAAAAGACACGAAGUCCUGUUUUACUAGUGCCAUGCAACUUGAAGGUGGCAAAAACAUACCUCAACGAUACAUUCUCCCUCCACUACAAAGACCAAAUAUCAAUAAUAAUGAUUUCUCUUCUUCUUCUUCUUCAACCACCAUUAUCCCUGUGAUUGAUCUAUCUUUGUUGAAUGAUCCCUUAACUAGGUCUCAAACCAUCAACGAGAUUCGUUCAGCUUGCGAUAAACUUGGGAUUUUUCAGGUGAUAAACCAUGGGAUGCCAAUUUCGGUGAUGGAAGAUGCUCUAGCCAUAAGCAAAGAGUUUUUUCAGUUGCCAAGCGAAGAGAAGAUGAAAUUUGCUUCUGGAAAUGUUCACGAUCCAGUUAGAUAUGGUACUAGUAUGAAUCAUGUUCGUGAUAACGUCUUCUGCUGGAGAGACUUCCUAAAGCACUAUGCAAAUCCAAUUUCGGAAUGGAGCCAUACGUGGCCUUUGAACCCUCCGGGUUAUAGACAAAAACUAGGAAGCUAUGCAAAGGCUGUUCACCUAUUGCAAACGCAACUAAUGAGAGGUGUUAUAGAAAGCCUAGCUGGAGUAAAAAAUGCUGAUUACUUAGAUGAUGACAUCAAACAAGGCUCUCAACUCAUGGUUCUAAACUACUACCCAUCUUGUCCAGAACCAGAUCUUGCAUUAGGAAUGCAAGCACACACCGAUUUCGGAACCAUGACCAUCCUAAACCGAACCGAACCAGGACUAGAAUUCAUGGACGUCAUGACUGGUACAUGGCAUCCAGUUUCAUCUAUCCAAGGAGGAUUAGUAGUUUUACUAGGGGAUCAAACUGAAAUAAUGAGCAACGGUAAAUACAAAAGUUUGAUUCAUAGAGCAACUGUUAACAUGGAGCGGACUCGCUUGUCUAUUGCAAGCAUUCAUAGUUUGCCCAUUCAGAAAAAGGUGGGACCCAUACUUGAUUUAGUCAACAGUCAACAUCCCAUUGCUUACAAAGAAGGUAGCUUUGGUGAGUUUCUUGAUCACAUAUCUGCUAAUUCUCUUGGAGGUACUAAAUACAUUGACACCUUGAAAAUCCCGCGGUAG